Neohortaea acidophila is the source of this 1125-nucleotide messenger RNA. Its product is annotated as PrpF protein. NCBI's taxonomy places the organism in Eukaryota, Fungi, Ascomycota, Dothideomycetes, Mycosphaerellales, Teratosphaeriaceae. The record is from RefSeq and is a predicted model, not a curated record. Bases 1 to 1125 code for a protein of 374 amino acids. The transcript has a single exon.
AUGACAACAAAAAGCUUCCCAGCCUCCUUCGUGCGCGGCGGAACAUCCAAUGGCCUCAUAAUCAACCGCUCCAAUCUCCCACGAGACGAGGCGGCAUGGCAACCCAUCCUCUCAAGCGCCAUGGGCUCUCCAGAUGCGUUUGGGAGGCAACUGAAUGGUCUUGGCCAGGGCAUAUCUUCCACGUCGAAGAUCUGCGUCAUUUCUAAAUCUGAUCGCCAGGAUGCCGAUGUCGAUUACACUUUUGUCCAAGUGGGCAUCAAAGGCGGUGAUCUGGAUAUGGCUGGGAAUUGUGGGAAUAUGUCGAGCGCUGUCGGGCCCACGGCAUGGGAUGAAGGCUUCGUGGACGACGCAGAACGAAUCCAAGGAGGCGAAGUGACGGUGCGCAUGUACAAUCGCAACACCGACAAGAUCAUACACUCCACCUUUAGUGUCAACGAGAAUGGCCGGUACGAACCUAUUGGAGAUUACUCGAUCGAUGGCGUCUCUGGCACGAACUCGAAAAUCACCUUGUCUUUCCUUGAUCCCGCCGGGGCCAAGACGGGCGUCACUUUCCCAUCCGAGGGGAGCAACAAGAUUGACAUUUUGACACUUAGCGAUGGGUCCCGAAUCCCAGCGAGUCUGAUCGAUGUCGCGAAUCCUGGCAUUUUCGUUCUUGCGUUGGAUGCCGGUGUCCCUGGCGACAUCACUUCUGAUGCACUGGGAAGCGACGAAAAGAUGAUGGCACGACUGGAUGAGAUUAGACGAGAAGGCACUCGAUUGAUGGGGCUUGAUCCGGACAUUCAAAGUGUGCCGAAGAUCGUCUUUCUGUCCAAGCCGACAGAGCAGGCUGCAGCGCAAGGGACAAACAUUGUUGCUCGUGCGCUAUCAAUGCAGCAAGCUCAUAAAAGCAUUCCGUUGACACUGGCGUUGAACCUUGGAGCGGCGUGCAAGAUCCCAGGUACCAUUCCGGCACAAAUGGCGGUGAAUGUUGCAGAGCACGACUCUGUGGUCAUCGCUCACGCGAGUGGCAAGAUCGAAGUAGGGAGUGUGAUGAGAGAGGGGAAGAUUGUCAGCGCGUUGCUACACCGAACGGCUCGAGUACUCAUGAAAGGCGAUAUCUUCUACACCAUCGAAGAUACCGGAUGA